CCCCCUCCCCCACUGCAUCCUGCUCCUCCCUACCCUCUCCCUCUGUCCCCUCACCAAGUCCUCCCUCCUCAGCUCUCUCCCAUCCCUCUGGCUGGCUUUCUCCUGCUCCUUUCUCAGACCCUCCCUCUCCCCAUCUCCCCAGCCUCCUCCAACUCCCUCUCCCUCCCAGUGGUCUGACUCCCUGGCCCAUCCCAUCCCCGCCAGGCCCCCUUCGCGCCCCUUUCUCUUUUUCUCUUUCCUUCCCGGCCUGGGAGUCCCUUCCCCACCUCUCACCCCCUUCAGCUCGGCCUCCCUGUCCCUGCCCCAGGCCUGAGCCACCAUGCUGACCCCAAUGGUGGCUGGGGGGGUGGUGUUCCCCGGACUCUUCCUCCUCUCCAAGAACACGCUCCAGCGGCUGCCCCAGCUGCGCUGGGAGGAGGCCGACGCGGUCAUUGUCUCAGCCAGGCUAGUGUCCUCAGUCCAAGCUGUCAUGGCCUCCACAGCUGGCUACAUCGUCUCCACCUCCUGCAAGCACAUCAUUGAUGACCAACACUGGCUUUCCUCUGCCUACACGCAAUUUGCAGUGCCCUACUUCAUCUACGACAUCUACGCCAUGUUCCUCUGUCACUGGCACAAGCACCAGGUCAAGGGGCAUGGAGGGGAUGAAGGGGGGGCCGGAGCCCCAGGCAGCACUUGGGCCGUCGUGCGCGGCUACCUGCACAAGGAGUUCCUCAUGGUGCUCCACCAUGCCGUCAUGGUGCUUGUGUGCUUCCCGCUGUCCGUGGUGUGGCGUCAGGGCAAGGGAGAUUUCUUUCUAGGCUGUUUGCUGAUGGCGGAGGUCAGCACUCCCUUCGUCUGCCUUGGCAAGAUCCUCAUCCAGUACAAGCGGCAGCACACGCUGCUGCACAAGGUGAACGGGGCCCUGAUGCUGCUCAGCUUCCUCUGCUGCCGGGUGCUGCUCUUCCCCUACCUGUACUGGGCCUACGGGCGCCACGCCGGCCUGCCGCUGCUCGCCGUGCCGCUGGCCCUCCCGGCCCACGUCAACCUGGGCGCCGCGCUCCUGCUCGCUCCCCAGCUCUACUGGUUCUUCCUCAUCUGCCGCGGGGCUUGCCGCCUCUUCCGGCCCCGGGGCUCCCCGCCGCCCUCUCCCAGUCAGACACAGGACUGAGGUUGGGGUCAGGGAGCCCCCACCCCCACCCCCCAGAGGGGACAGGCUCUGGGACUGCCGGGUGGGGGUCGGGAGUCCGGGGUCUCCACCCUGACCGCCCAGGACUGACUGCUGAACUCCGAAGGGGGAGGGCCAGGGACCAGGUGAAAUGGAGGCGGGAAGGAGACUUCUCCCCAGCGGCCUGAGUUGAGGCCGUGAGCCUUUUGCAUACCCCCUUCUGGAUCACCAACCCUGGGGCCCCAGAAGAAGCGAAGGACAGAGGAAGGGCACCACUUCCAUCUGUCUAGGGCUUGAGGGCUGUUGGGGAGACCACCUGGACGCGAGCGGUCUAGGAGACAAAUAAGAGUGGGAGAUCCUGCUGCCAAGGCCACCCCAGCCCCUGCUGCAAACUCCUCUUAGCUCCCGCCACCUGGGAGGAGAAGACACCCUCACUCAGCCCCUGGACCUUGCUUGGGGUUUGGUGCCCCACAGCUCCUCUCCAGGGGAGGCCAGCCUGAAGACUCUUAUUUAUUUUAUUUAUUUGCCCAAAUUCAAACUAGUCUGUUGGGGUGUGGGGAGGGAGAUGGCUGCUACCCCCAGCCUUCCCAGUGCUGAGCAACCCGGGCGGGCAGGCGAGGGGGCACCCGGCCCUUCCCCAUCAGGCUGCAUACCUUGCCCUCGGGCCCUGGCAUGUCCCUGGUGCUACAGACCUCUCAAGGCUUCCUCCAGUCUGGGGUCGGGGACCCUGGGAGGUGCUUUACAGACCGCUAAUAAAGACGAUCUGCGUGAACGCCA
This is a messenger RNA of Condylura cristata (star-nosed mole), 1921 nucleotides long. RefSeq names its product family with sequence similarity 57, member B (gene TLCD3B). The record is from RefSeq and is a predicted model, not a curated record. Gene Ontology annotation, biological process: lipid homeostasis; ceramide biosynthetic process. Bases 320 to 1147 code for a protein of 275 amino acids. NCBI's taxonomy places the organism in Eukaryota, Metazoa, Chordata, Mammalia, Eulipotyphla, Talpidae. Gene Ontology annotation, molecular function: sphingosine N-acyltransferase activity. Gene Ontology annotation, cellular component: membrane; endoplasmic reticulum. The transcript is spliced from 5 exons.